UGUCGCGAUAUUAGUAAACGUUCCCGCCAUCAUCGCGCGUUGCUGAAAGGCGUCAACAACAAACACGCCGGAGGGCAGGUGAAUGCCGGCAAAACGAACUUACCGCUCCUGAAGGAACGUCAAAAAAUACUACAUUGUAUGUUACACGUUCGAAGGGUUUGAUCUCAGGACAUCCAAGUGCACCACCAGGAUAUUAAGCCAUGGCAACUAUGGUGCCCAAACUCUCCAGUGGUGGCACUGUUGACAUUCGCUUCGUUAGCAUGGAGCUGGGCACCACAAAAUGGAGAGAAGGGACAUUUGAAAUUUUGGAGAAGGACAACAAAGUUAACCUCUGUGUAAAAUUCAACAGUGGUGGAGCUCUCAAAACUUUCCAGCUGAACCAGAAUGUGAAAACCGUUACCAAUAAUGUGAGCCGAAUCAGUUUGACAUUGAAGGAUAGCAACAUCAUCACAUUGGAUAAAAUGUCCCCAUCUGUGGUUCAGAGGACAAAGGAAUACCUGGAAAAACUGAAGCAGGACAAGUCAGUUUUGAAAUCUUCCCAUGGAAGUGCAAACUUCAGCGUGCUAAGUCACAGAUCUGUGAAGAACGAGAACAGUCCAUCAGGGGAAAGACAGACAACACCGAGGCGGCAGAGUGCAGAAGGCCGAGAAGAGAUGAUGCCACGUAAACUUCUGAGCUGCCCUGGCAGAGCGGCCUCCACGCCCACUCGCACUGGUCUGUCUGAAAACAGGGCUGAGAAGAGAAAGAGGCUCCUAAACUCUGAAAGUGACUUAACUGAAGAUUAUCCCAAGGAAAAUGACUCAUCAAGCAACAACAAAGCCACGUCCGACCCAUCCAGGAAGUUUCUCCUGAGCUGUAAAGAAAAGCUGAAGCAAGCGGAUGAAAACAGGAGUUCAGCUCCGCUGGGUUCGUCUCCUCUUCAGCCGUCUUCUUUCUAUGUGAGCCGGUCUGGAACUAAAGACUACAGUCAGAGCCGCUCUUUUCUGGACAGCCCUAGGCCUGCCAGCACCGCACAGACCAGCUCAGCCAAGAGGAGCCUGGUGCUCCCCAGCCAUUCAACUCCCUUCAAGAAAGUACGGUCUUCUCUGGACUACGGCGGCUGGAACAAGCAGAGACCCUCUGCCCUGACACAACCACAGUCGCCCCUGCAAGGGUUUUCCAAUCUGGGCAACACUUGUUACAUGAAUGCCAUCCUUCAGUCCCUCUUCAGUCUCCCCUCAUUCUCCAGUGACAUGCUAAAGCAGAGCAUCCCAUGGAAGAAGGUGCCCAUCAACGCUUUGCUACGGCGUUUUGCUCACCUUAUGCUGAAGAAGGACGUGAGCUGUCCAGAGACGAAGAAAGAUCUGUUGAGGAAGGUGAAGAACGCCAUCUCCUCCACAGCUGAGCGCUUUUCUGGAAACAUGCAGAAUGAUGCUCAUGAGUUCCUGAGUCAGUGUUUGGACCAGCUGAAAGAUGAUGUGGAGAAAAUGAACAAGAGUUUGACAAGCGAUGCUGCUGCCUCCUCCUCUGUGGUCCGUGACAACAGUUCAGAGGCCAUGUUGUCUGCUUUUAAGGUAGAACCUGGUGAGGAGGCAGAUACCUCCCGACUCUACACCUGCCCCGUUGCAGUCAACAUGGAGUUUGAGGUGCAACACACAAUCACCUGCAAAUGCUGUGGGGAAGUGGUGACAAAACGCGAGCAGUUCAACGACUUAUCCAUUGACCUGCCACGCAGAAAGAAAACCCUCCCGCUCCGCUCCAUCCAGGACUCUCUGGAUCUGUUUUUCAGGAUGGAGGAAAUAGAGUACUCUUGUGAAAAAUGCUAUGGAAAAUCUGCCACUGUUGCACAUAAAUUCAGCAAACUUCCCAGAGUUCUAAUCCUGCACCUGAAACGGUACAGCUUCAACGCUCAGCUGUCCCUGAACAGCAAACUGGGCCAACAGGUGGUGAUCCCUCGGUACCUGACCCUGUUGUCCCACUGCACCGAGUUGACGAGACCCCCCAUCAGCCUCGGCUGGACGACCCAAGCUUCCUUGUCCAGAACAUUUAAAAUAUCACCUAUCAACUCCCCCACAGCAUCUUUUCGAAGGACUGGAGGAAAAGUUGCUAACUCCAGCUGUAGCUCCAUCCUCUUGGACUCUGACUGUAAAGAGGAGCCCAUCAGGAGAGUCAGUGUUAACCGGAAACGUCGCUUCAGCAGCUGCCUGCCUGAAGAAGAUGAACGUUCAGAAGAGAAGGCAGCAGUGAUGGAUCCAGCAGAGUUCGAUGGAAUAAACGAUGAUGAAAUGCUGGCAGCUGUGUUGGAGUUGAGCCCAGAUGACGCUGGACUGUCUGCACCUCCUACCCUCGAGGAUGAGCCAACAAGCAGCCCAGACACAGGGUUUGGAGACUCGGACGUCCAUGACCUGGCUUAUCACACAGAUCUGUUAGAAACGGGGAAAAAACCUGCAGAUGUGCUGGACUCCCUUGACUUGACCAUGGAUGAAAACAAGGAAAACCAGACUCCAGAGUGUCUGCAACAGCAGGGGGAGCUAGACUGGGUCCAACAGUACAAUCUGGACCAGGAGAGGGAGGAACAGGAGCUGCAGCAGGCCCUCGCCCAGAGCCUCCAGGAACAUGAAGCUCAAGAGUUGAGAGAAGAUGAUGAUCUGAAGAGAGCCACUGAGCUCAGUUUGCAAGAAUUCAGCAACUCCCUUCCUGAGGUGCUUUGCUCGGAUGAGGAUUCUGGGAACGAGGACAUUCUAGACAUGGAGUAUAGUGAAGCUGAGGCAGAGAGCCUGAAGAGGAAUGCUGAGACUGGAGACUUGGCUAACUCCUACAGACUCAUCAGUGUUGUCAGUCACAUUGGCAGCAACUCCUCCUCAGGACAUUAUAUCAGCGACGUCUACGACAUGAAGAAACAGUCAUGGCUGACCUACAAUGACCUGGAUGUGUCACACACACAGGAAGCAGCCGUGCAGCGAGACCGUGAUCGCAGUGGAUACAUCUUCUUCUACAUGCACAAAGAUGUGUUUGAGCAGUUGUCUGAGAUGGAGAGAUCAGGAUCCAGCAGCGGUUCAGAGGCAGGAAAGAACAUCCUGCAGCCUCUAUGAGCUCCACAUCUUCCAACACCCCAUCACCAACCGCUCAUUCUGAUAAAAUGAGUUUUCCUGUGAACAGCCUUCCUGGUUCCCAGGCCUACUUUUCCUAAUCUCUGGCAUGAAACCUGGCUUCAUGCCAAUGCAGGUGACAACUGUUAGGUCUCAGAGGGGAUCCAGGAUUUAGGGGUCUAAAAGGUAUUUUCUUUUUGGUUUUGUAAAUGUAUUUCUGUCUGAGGUUUGUUCUAUAAAGCAGACUUUCGCUAUAAAAAUGUUCAAACACCAGAAAGCGCUGGUGUUGUGCAGACUCUAGUUCUCACAUAAACUAACUAAAGAAAAGGUUUGACCUGUGUUGGAGCAAAUCUGUCAGAGUUAGACAGUUGGUGUAUUUAUUUGGGUACUUUUGGUGCAAUAUUUAGGUUAUGGCACAAACUGGCCAGUUCAAAUCAGUUCGUCAUAGAAAUUAGUUCUUUCCUGGUGGCUUUCUGUGCUUGACCUGCAACGUGCGUGCGGUUCCUUCCGUAUUUUAAGAUUUCCUUAGGGAAAGUGUUAGGUGAACUUUUCUCAUUUGAGCCCAAAUGAUUGUUUUGGGGAUUUUGACUUUGUGCCUCCUAAGACAACCUCUAUAAAUAUAUGUACAAGCUUUACUUUGAAUGGUGCAAAACCUUCCUUCUGAAUGCUUGUGAGUCAGAUGUUCCAUUUAUAAAUAUAAAGCCAACAGACUUUUAAAUAUAGUAUUUGCAGCAUAGACUUAAUUUGUCUAAAUUAGCUGAAAAUAGUUCAUUAGAAAAUGGAAGUCAUGAUUAAUACCAGAGCAACUAUUUAUGUUCCCAUUAUUUCACAGUAUUUAACUGUAGGUCCUGGCAAACUGUUGCUGUCAGAUUUCCUUUUAAAUAUCAUUAUAGAAGUAGACAAUAGGUCUGUUUUAUACACUGUAAAAAAUUAAAUAACAUUUACACACCAGUCACAAUUCACCAAGAGAUUAUUUAAUCAUUUACAUCAUUUAGAAUGAAUAAAAUACUAUUUAACUCAGUGUAAAUGAAGUCUGGCAGGCCUGUGUAUGUGGAUAUUAAAGUGAACAUUUAUCAGCUGACUCCAUGGGUGUCCUGUCGCAUGGUGGAAGUUUCUGUUGAAUUAUUUUUUGGACCUUGCGCUGUCCUGAGUGCUGUGUAACGAGGGUGAAAUGUAUUUAUGAAGUGAGUGAACUGUUUUUCUACCCUUCAGACACAACUGGCUCUUCCUAAAGCAGAUUUUAAUAAAAAAGUGUAGUGAAA
Nothobranchius furzeri (turquoise killifish) is the source of this 4330-nucleotide messenger RNA. It is a transcript of the gene usp37, whose product is annotated as ubiquitin specific peptidase 37. Gene Ontology annotation, biological process: protein deubiquitination. Lineage: Eukaryota; Metazoa; Chordata; Actinopteri; Cyprinodontiformes; Nothobranchiidae. Gene Ontology annotation, molecular function: cysteine-type deubiquitinase activity. The record is from RefSeq and is a predicted model, not a curated record.